GAUGUCCGCAGCAUCAUGGCCAGAUCUGUUUGUGCAAAGUCUGCUUUUGAACUGUGGGGCCACGGGCGGACACACAGCGAGCUCAGAACAUCUUUACUGAACUACCCAGUGGAGAACAUGUCACCAUAUAUGCACAAAGACUCAACAUACAGAAUAAAUGUUUACACUUUCAACAAAACCCUGGAGUUUAGUGAGAGGAUUAAACGUAUUGAUGAAAUGGAAUAUCUUUCAUUUGAGGGUGCAGUAAGCCUAAAGAACCCUCAGCACAUCUUCUGUUUGCUGGAAGAUUACGGCACUGACCCCAACAACAUCCCUGAGCAUCCAGAUUACAUAUAUUUUGGCCGAUGGAUAGCAGAUGGUCAACGUGAACUGAUUCGUUCGCACAGUGUGAAGAAGCGACACUUUAUAGGAAACACCAGUAUGGAUGCAUGCCUCUCAUUCAUCAUGGCCAACCAUGCUCGGGUCAAAGAGCACGACCUUGUCUUUGAUCCAUUUGUUGGUACUGGAAGUUUGCUGGUCGCAUGUUCUCAUUUCGGAGCCUACGUGUGUGGAUCAGAUAUUGAUUACAACACUAUCCACGGCAAAGGGAGGUCAAGCCGUAAAAACCAAAAGUGGCGUGGACCAGAUGAAAACAUUCGAGCCAACCUGCGACAAUACGGAACAGAGAAGACGUUUGUAGACGUGAUGGUGUCUGACGCUUCCAAGCAUGUUUGGAGGAAGACCCCACUUUUUGAUGCCAUCAUUACCGAUCCUCCAUAUGGUAUACGUGAGUCUACAAGAAGAACGGGCUCCCAUAAAGACACUGGAAAACCUCCGGAUAGCAUCUAUGCUGACUCACAUGUGGCUGUGUCACAGUCCUACCAAUUGAGUGACAUCUUAGCUGACCUGUUAAACUUUUCUGCGCAUCACCUGGUCACUGGAGGGAGGGUGGUCUACUGGCUGCCUGUUCAUCGACCCGAAUACUGUGAGGAGAUGGUUCCCCUUCAUCCAUGUCUACGGCUCAUUAGCAACUGUGAGCAGACGUUAUCAAGCCACACGUCCCGCCGCCUGAUCACCAUGGAGAAGGAUCUAGACAGCCAGGCGGACCCUCGCUUCUCCCCCUACCAGGGACACAACGGCUUCAGAGAUAAGUACUUCAGUGGAGUCAACAAGAGGCUUAACAAGGAGAACAAAUCGACUGCCAAAGUAGACACAAUCAUUUGAGUCAUUAGGUACAUCUAUUUUCCAAAAAAGGGCUGUAAUAAAUAUUUUAGAAAGAUGAUAAUUCUUAAUUUGUUUUAAUACUGUUACUGACAUAUACUGCACUUAAAUAUAUGCAAAGUGCUUUUUACUUACGGGGUAGUUAUUUGUAUUAGUUUAACUACACCACUGUAAAUUAAAACCACCAGCUUCAUAAUUGAACAUUAUUGUGUAAUGACAGAACUUUUAAUGCAGCCAUUGUUUGGUAUUAAUUCCUGAUAUGGUUGGUGAGUGCAUUUAUUUAAUUUUUUUACAUUUGACAUUUGAAGUUUUUUAUUUAUGCCUUCCACUAUUUGUUUAAUACAUGUACAAGAUUACCCUCUGAGUUUUUAUUAUGAAAAGCAAUUAACUCAUUGCCUAAAUCCGCUCAGUGUACACGGCAAGUAGAAAAUAAACCAAUAUUGAAUUGACAA
This is a messenger RNA of Nerophis ophidion (straightnose pipefish), 1652 nucleotides long. It is a transcript of the gene trmt11, whose product is annotated as tRNA methyltransferase 11 homolog. Lineage: Eukaryota; Metazoa; Chordata; Actinopteri; Syngnathiformes; Syngnathidae. Gene Ontology annotation, biological process: methylation. Gene Ontology annotation, cellular component: cytoplasm. The record is from RefSeq and is a predicted model, not a curated record. Gene Ontology annotation, molecular function: nucleic acid binding.